AUGAAAAUUCCGGAAACCGAACAGAACACUGAGGAGCUCCAGGAACCUAUUGCGAUGCGAACUAGAAGCAAUACAAAACGACAAUCUCGAUUAAAGGAGGACCAAACAACUAUCACCGCACCAUCAUCAGAAACCUGUAGAGAUUUACACGAUCAAAAACAGAUCAAUGGAAGUAAACAACCCCUACUUUCUCAUGAACCCCACGCAUUACCUAUCUUUUCUGGUCGGGAGUGUCGUGAAAGACGAAAGAUUUAA
This is a messenger RNA of Brugia pahangi, 255 nucleotides long. The record is from the annotation of a GenBank genome assembly. Lineage: Eukaryota; Metazoa; Nematoda; Chromadorea; Rhabditida; Onchocercidae.